This is a messenger RNA of Plasmopara halstedii, 150 nucleotides long. RefSeq lists its product as uncharacterized. Lineage: Eukaryota; Oomycota; Peronosporomycetes; Peronosporales; Peronosporaceae. Bases 1 to 150 code for a protein of 49 amino acids. The transcript has 2 exons. The record is from RefSeq and is a predicted model, not a curated record.
AUGGCGCGUGCAUUUUCAUUUCAGCCGUUUGUUAGUCACAAUGGAUUUAAUCGUGCAUGGAUAUCGAUCGAUGCCUCGGAUCUGAAAUAUGGCACAAUAUGGCAUCUCUUAUCAUAUAUAAGAUUUUUGAAAGAACAUCGUAUUGUUUGA